Pleurotus ostreatus (oyster mushroom) is the source of this 1686-nucleotide messenger RNA. RefSeq lists its product as uncharacterized. Bases 1 to 1686 code for a protein of 561 amino acids. Gene Ontology annotation, molecular function: flavin adenine dinucleotide binding; oxidoreductase activity, acting on CH-OH group of donors. The transcript is spliced from 24 exons. Lineage: Eukaryota; Fungi; Basidiomycota; Agaricomycetes; Agaricales; Pleurotaceae. The record is from RefSeq and is a predicted model, not a curated record.
AUGAAAUCAAUUCGAGAUAACACUGACCCCAAGAUGCGUCCGACAGACUUACUUCCCCUCAUGAAACGCCUGGAGAACUAUCAGAAGCCAAGCAACAGCGACACGCAUGGCUACGAUGGACCAAUCGCCAUCAGCAAUGGUGGACAGAUAACACAAGUCGCACAGGACUUUUUGCGCGCAUCGGACGCAGUCGGUGUCCCUUUCAACGACGAUAUCCAGGACCUGCAGACAAGUCACGGAGCUGAGAUCUGGGCUAAAUACAUCAACAGACACACCGGCCGACGCAGCGACGCCGCCACUGCCUAUGUCCACAGCGUCAUGGACGUCCAGAACAACUUGUAUCUGCGCACAAACGCACGCGUAUCUCGAGUUAUCUUCGAGGGGAACAAGGCGGUCGGCGUGGCAUACGUGCCUUCCAGGAAUCGUGUCCAUGGCGGCAAAGUCCAGGAAACUAUUGUACGAGCGCGCAAAUACGUCGUGUUGAGCAGUGGCACUUUGGGAACGCCACAAAUCCUCGAACGCUCAGGCGUGGGCAACUCGCGGCUCCUGCAGAAGAUGGACAUCAAGGUCGUCAGCGACCUUCCGGGAGUUGGAGAGGAAUAUCAAGACCAUUACACGACCCUUUCUUUGUACCGUGUGUCGAACGAAACGAAUACGCUGGACGACUUCCUACGAGGUGACAAGGAAGUUCAGAAAGAGUUAUUCGCUGAAUGGGAAACCAGCCCCGAGAAAGCGCGCCUUUCCUCGAACGCCAUUGACGCAGGCUUCAAGAUCCGCCCGACCGAGGAAGAGCUGAAGGAGAUGGGCCCCGAAUUCAACGAGUUGUGGAACAAGUACUUCAAAGACAAGCCCGACAAGCCCGUCAUGUUCGGCUCGAUCGUGUCUGCAGCCUACGCCGACCACACUCUCCUCCCUCCCGGAAAAUACGUUACAAUGUUCCAAUAUCUCGAAUACCCUGCUAGUCGCGGAAAGAUCCACAUCCAGUCGAGCAACCCGUACGAGCCGCCCUUCUUCGACAGCGGCUUCAUGAACAACAAGGCCGACUUCGCGCCCAUCCGUUGGAGCUACAAGAAGACCCGAGAAGUCGCUCGGCGCAUGGACGCGUUCCGCGGCGAACUGACGUCGCACCACCCCCGGUUCCACCCGGCGUCGCCGGCGGCGUGUAGGGACAUCGACAUCAAGACCGCCAGAGAGAUCAUGCCCAACGGGUUCACUGUUGGCAUCCACAUGGGCACCUGGCAUGCUCCCGGCGAACAAUUCGACGCGAGCAAGGUGCACGAGGACAUAAAGUACACGGAAGAGGACGACAAGGCCAUCGAUGACUGGAUCUCAGGUAAGAUGACAUUCCCUACCUUCUCUGCGCUUGAUCACCAACACUUCCAAUACGUAGACCACGUCGAGACCACCUGGCACAGUCUCGGCACCUGCGCAAUGAAGCCGAGGGAACAGGGCGGUGUCGUGGAUGGCCGCCUCAAUGUCUACGGAACGGAAAACCUCAAAUGUGUUGACUUGAGUAUCUGCCCUGAUAACCUCGGCACGAACACAUACUCGUCUGCGUUGCUUGUAGGCGAGAAAGGUGCAGAUUUGCUGUGCGAGGAUCUAGGCAUCAAAGUCAGGACUCCUCAUGCACCGGUCCCACACGCCCCAGUGCCGACAGGUGUUCCCGCAACGCAGCAAGUUCGCUGA